UCCUUCUCUCCUCCUCCUCUUUCUCCUUCCUUCUCUCCUCCUCUUCUUUCUCCUUCCUUCUCUCCUCCUCUUCUUUCUCCUUCCUUCUCUCCUCCUCUUCUUUCUCCUUCCUUCUCUCCUCCUCUUCUUUCUCCUUCCUUCUCUCCUCCUCUUCUUUCUCCUUCCUUCUCUCCUCCUCCUCUUUCUCCUUCCUUCUUUCCUCCUCUUCUUUCUCCUUACUUCUCUCCUCCUCCUCUCUCUCCUUACUUCUCUCCUCCUCUUCUUUCUCCUUCCUUCUCUCCUCCUCUUCUUUCUCCUUCCUUCUCUCCUACUCCUCUUUCUCCUUCCUUCUCUCCUCCUCUUCUUUCUCCUUCCUUCUCUCCUCCUCUUCUUUCUCCUUCCUUCUCUCCUCUCCUUCCUUCUCCUCCUCCUCUUUCUCCUUACUUCUCUCCUCCUCUUCUUUCUCCUUCCUUCUCUCCUCCUCCUCUUUCUCCUUCCUUCUCUCCUCCUCUUCUUUCUCCUUCCUUCUCUCCUCCUCUUCUUUCUCCUUCCUUCUCUCCUCCUCCUCUUUCUCCUUCCUUCUUUCCUCCUCUUCUUUCUCCUUACUUCUCUCCUCCUCCUCUCUCUCCUUCCUUCUCUCCUCCUCUUCUUUCUCCUUCCUUCUCUCCUCCUCUUCUUUCUCCUUCCUUCUCUCCUCCUCUUCUUUCUCCUUCCUUC
Penaeus indicus is the source of this 696-nucleotide messenger RNA. RefSeq lists its product as uncharacterized. The annotation marks the transcript as partial. Lineage: Eukaryota; Metazoa; Arthropoda; Malacostraca; Decapoda; Penaeidae. The record is from RefSeq and is a predicted model, not a curated record. The transcript is spliced from 2 exons.